AAAAUUGUAAACAUGAACAACACCAAUGGGACCUGUUUACCAGAGACCAGCCACGUCUCCAUUACCGCCCUCAUGAGCCUUGUGUUUUUCAUUAGUUUCAUCUUAAACAUCUUUAGCCUGUGGAUCUUCUGUUGCCGUAUGUCCACAUGGAGCACUGGGACCGUCCUGCAGUUCAACCUGGCUUUAAGCGACACACUGGCCACUCCUGUCACUCCACUCAUGGCUGUGUACUUUGCCAUGGGUAACGAGUGGAUUUUUGGUCGAUUUCUGUGCCAAGUCAAAAUUGCUUUGUUGAGUUCACACUUUUACGGUAGCACCAUAUUCCUCACUUUCAUUAGUGUUCACAGAUACACAGCAGUGGUGCACUUCAACAAGAGCUCCAGAAUGAAAAACAAAGACUUUAUUAAAAAAAUCUGUGCUGGGGUGUGGCUGCUACUUUUAGCGCUAUCUUUAAUUUACUCCUUUAUUCUUCCGGCAACAAAAGAAGGCGAGCAUCGUCAAUGCUUAAAUUUUAGCCAGAAGAAACUUACAAAUGUCUACUAUGCUAUUAACUUUGUCUUGUUUACUAUUGGCUUCUUGCUUCCUCUUAGCAUCUCGGCUCGCUGCUACCUUGGCGUUGCUAACAUGCUGCCACACCUUAACACCAGCACCCCAAAAGGUCUCAAAGUGAAACUGAAAUCGCAGCAAAUGAUACGAAUGUGCCUGUUCAUUUUUGGGAUCUGCUUUUUACCCAUGAAUGUAAUCCGGACGACAGGAGUUAUACUGAUGAAGUACUAUCCUCAAAGAUGUUCCAUGCUUCAGUCAAUUCAGACAGCGUACUAUGCCUCAUGGAUUUUCGCCGGUGUCAAUGGAUGUCUGGACCCGGUGCUGUACUGUUUUGGAUCGCACAGCUUUAGAGACGCUUUGGGCUUUUUAAAGAUGAACCAAGUGGAGUCACCAGGAAGAAGUGCUUCAGAAACAACUGCAAAUCAGUUAGAAUAG
This is a messenger RNA of Periophthalmus magnuspinnatus, 981 nucleotides long. Its product is annotated as P2Y purinoceptor 2-like. The record is from RefSeq and is a predicted model, not a curated record. Gene Ontology annotation, biological process: G protein-coupled receptor signaling pathway. The transcript has a single exon. NCBI's taxonomy places the organism in Eukaryota, Metazoa, Chordata, Actinopteri, Gobiiformes, Gobiidae. The annotation marks the transcript as partial. Gene Ontology annotation, cellular component: plasma membrane. Gene Ontology annotation, molecular function: G protein-coupled receptor activity.